CUACUAUGUCCACCAAUAUUGCUCUGAAUGAAAAUCAAAAAACAUAGAAUCAUGGGGCGGUGUCUUCAGAGCACUUCUAUCAAGCUAUAUCUUCCGAAAGAUGUGGUUGUGGGUGAAAAAUUUCGGAAAUUACUGCCGUUUUGCCCUUAAGUUGAUUUCAAGUGCCCUGCACCAUACCGGUAUAUGCCUUGUUACCUUGUAUCCUACCCUCUCUCACUUUCUGGGGACUCGGAUGCGAACCUGAGAGGCUUGUUCACCCUAUUUUUCCAUUCCGUUGCACUUCUUGCCAGCUGCGGGUAUGGGAUGUCUCUCUGUACUAUAUUUUUAUGCUGUCUUUCACCCCUUUGUGUCUAAUAAUAUAUCACGGCUUCAAGGUUUGCCGACUUUGCAAAGGUGAAAACAGAGGGGGAAAAGGUUGCGAGUAAGUGAGAGUAAAGUAGUGGUUACCCCCAAGCGCCAGCCAUUUUUUCAUUUCCCUUUGCUGUCUCUCUAUUAAUCCAGCAGGUUCCCUCCUUUCUUUGCCUUCUUGCUUUGCUCCUACUUUCUUCACCCAUUGCUUUGCCUUGUCCUGCACAACAUCUCAACCCCAAACCACAUCACCACUCCCCCCCCUAACACCCAUCUUCACCCUCAAACAACUGUUAUACACCAUAUUAUACAGCAGAUACAGGCUUCAACAGAAUAUCUCAUACUGUAUACCACCCCCUCGAACGCCACACACCUCCCCUCUCCCCUUCCAUUUUUCAAACUCCUCGCUCAGCCCAGGGAUACGACAAACACACAGGCACACACACACACACCACAUUGCACCUUCCCCGACUUCCCCCACGGCUGCUUCCCAUAUUAAGGUUCUGUCCUGUGGGCGCCUCCGUUCUGUGUUGCUCACCAGAUCUACCACCUUCAUAUUGAGCAACAGUCCCUCCGGCUUACAUCUCGUGUUGACCCCCCCCUUCUGUUGAAUCCUUUGUGCGUUGAUCGGACCAAUUCCACUGCCGUUCUCUUUUCUCCUUCCAUAUCCCUCUCUAUUUUCAUUUUCACUCGCUCUUUGAUUCGGGUUCGCGGGAUACUAGGCCUUUAAUCUCACCUUCAUUUCUUGCAGCUACUCUUUCUGAUCAUUCAUUUUUUUCUCCCUUUCUAUUGCUUUUAAACAUUGUUUUACCGGUGCCUUUUUCGUUCCUCGGUCCAAAUUGUUUUUACCGGAUUUCUUCGAUUAGCUUUGGCUCGUACGCUAGUGCAGUGUUUUGUUUUUGUUUGCUGCCCCCUAUUAUCUUGCUAGCGAGCGAAACGCAGCGGGACACUUAGAGGAGAGGAUCGGAGAAAAGUGAGGGGGAUAGCCCUUUUUGUCCCACUCGAGGCACACUUUUCAAAAGGCCCUGGUGGUGCUGUUUCUCCAAUAGAAAAUUGUCCGGUUCGCACCUUGAGCAGAUCCAAUUACUUUCUUGGGAAUUAACUCGCCUACCAAUCGCCAGCUGGCCUGCGACCGUUCUUUCCUCGUGUUCACCAGGCCCCCUCUCUUGGCUCCUGAGGGCCCCCCCUCAUCCGAGAGGACCUUUACAACCGACCAACAGACAACUGCUUGCUACUAUCUGUAGCUGCUAACACGAAAUGUCACUCAAACAAGUAUGUUCACGGAGUGUGGAGGGCUGUUGGGGGGAAGGGGAGGUUUGGUGAGAAGGGACUGUUUUUGCUGAUUUCUCGGGGGGGUGAAAAUAGGAAAUCGAGAGUUGGGUAGAGGCUUUGAACUACUAUGAUCAGCAAAACUAUGAGAAAGCCUUGGAGAUAUUCGAAGCCAAUGCCGACACUUCCAAAAUUUACUUUAAUAUUGGCAUGAUCCAUGCGACACUCGGUGAGCAUGACAAGGCUGUAAGUUGUUUGUUUGAAAUUCUGGUGUUUACAGAAUGCUUCCUGUGGGAAAGAAAUCUGGUUACUGACGAGAUUUUUUUCUCCUGGUUCCGCUGUAGGUCGAGGCAUACCAAAAAGCUACUAAACUCGAUCAGUUCCUCGCCGUUGCAUAUUUCCAACAGGGUGUAUCAAAUUUUCUACUGGGAGAGUUCACAGAGGCUAUGGCGAACUUCAACGAGGCCCUUCUGUAUCUUCGGGGGAAUACGUAUAUUGAUUACGAUCAGCUCGGUUUGAAGUUUAAGCUCUUUUCAUGUGAGGUGCUAUUUAAUAGGGGUCUUUGUUACAUUUAUGAUCAGGAUAUCGAACAGGGGAUGAAGGAUCUGGAGUAUGCUGCAAAGGAGAAACAGGUGGAUGACCAUAAUGUGAUCGACGACGCGAUCAAGGAACAAGCCGAGGUAUUUAAAUUUUCUCGGCUGGUGUUUUUUUUAAGAGGGCUGACAUGGGAAUCUGUGGUUGUAGGGCUAUACCGUAUUUUCUGUCGGGGUCGGUGUUUUAUAUCGACCUAAUGAGGCUAAGGUCAAAAAUGUGAAGGCCAAAGAUUACUUGGGAAAGCCAAGAUUGGUUGCGGCGUCGGAUGCCCAGAAUGCAUUCACAGGCUUUGCGGGAACGGAGGUUAAGAAGGUAUGUCUGAAAAUCGUGAAUAGGGGGUUCGGUUUGUGAAGCUUUAAACUAACUUAGGACUGUAGCAAAAUAUGUUGGAAACUGCCCCAGUAGAUGAUCGGACCGACAUCUCAUUCGCUGCGACAAAACUCGUCAGACCGGAUCUGAUUCCCCGCCGAAGGUCAGAUACUGGAUCAGAAGAGAAGGCAGCUCAACCCGCAUUGCGGGGAGAGCGCCAAGUUUUUCCUCCCACGCCACCUCCCGAAAAUGAGUUUUCACCGGCUGCACAAAAGCCAGCCCGUAGUAACACAGUUGGUGGGCCGUCAGCUGGCAGGUCUCUAUCUGUGCGUGGAGCUGCACCGACACGUGCCAGAAGCCAUGACCGUGACAGAGGGGGGGAUAGGAUUGAUGAGGGUGCCGGAGGGCGUUAUAGUCCUCCACCAAGAAGACCCACAGUCCGCGGCCAGCCGGAGCCUCGUCGUGCGUACUCGACACGCGCUCCUUCCUCUUCUUCAAUUUCCGUCGCGUCAAGAUCGAGGACUGUUCGUGAAGCGCCCCGACGUCGGGAUGACCGUAUGACUGAAUAUUCGGAUGAAAUUGAAGGUAAUCCAUACGGCAAUGAGGUCUAUGACCUUUAUGACGGUCGUGAAGCCCCACGAAGAGGAGGCCCUGUGGGUGGUUCCGUCCGAAGUCGAGGCCUUUCGCGCCGCCCGACAACUAGGGACCGUUACGGAGAUGAUGAUGAAUACGCGAGCGAAGCGUACGAAGGGUCAUCUUUCGACGAGGACGAAUUUGAGAUGCUUGACACCCGUAGUGCCCGCAGCGGAUCGUCCCGUCGCCCGGAUGUGAAAAAGGUGAGGAUCUACCCCCUACAUAAACCAGGAGUUAACCCCAUCAUGCCCCACAAGGGAUAUGGGGAAUGACUAUUUGUCGAGUCAUUUUUUGGAUAUUUUGGAUUUAGUUGGGACGAAAUCAUAAGCCACUCGAACACCCUCCCUCACUCGGACGACUAAACUUGAACAGGAAACUUUCCUGUGGUAAACUUGGCAAAAUGUUGCAACUGAAGAGAUCAGCGGGCGACUUCCCUCUCGAAAACCGACCCAAUCAGCAUCUGUCCGAGUGGGGUGUCCGAGUGGCUCAUGGUUUCGUUUAUCUCAUUUUUUCACGUUGCUAACUUUAUAUGACUUUGAUUAUCUAGAUUAAAGUUAAAGCCCAUCACGAGGAUGACACACGCGUGGUCAUAAUAUCGACGGGAACAGGCUUUGACGAAUUCGUCACUCGCUUAAAGAGCAAAUUCGGGUUCCAGCGUAAAGUUAGGUGUAAAAUCCGGGACGAAGAUGGCGAUGGUAUGAUUAGUCUCUCAGACCAAGAGGAUCUGGAUAUGGCUAUAUCAUCAAGCAAAAAGGCCGCGCGGCGCGAUCGCUCCGACGUCGGAAAACUUGAGGUAAGAAGGGAAAAAUAUCACUCAUCCAACAAAUGCCCGACGCUGAACGGCGAUUCCUUUGUCCGUCCGUUCAAUCUUCGUUCCUCCGUGUCCGUGUUUUUUUCCUUGCUUUUUUGGGCGUUUCCUCCGCCCAGCCUCCCCUGGAGA
This is a messenger RNA of Tuber aestivum (summer truffle), 4093 nucleotides long. NCBI's taxonomy places the organism in Eukaryota, Fungi, Ascomycota, Pezizomycetes, Pezizales, Tuberaceae. The record is from the annotation of a GenBank genome assembly.